ACACACACACAUUCACACCUCCUUAUGCCACAACACUAGUGUGAGUUCCCCAGGAGCUAUGUGAUAUAAAGGCACCACACCACUACUCUUCAACCAGAAGGUGGAAGGACAUCCCUGCAUAGCCUACACGUAAGGAACUUCUAAUCUGGUCUGACUAGGUGUUGAAGUGAUGAAAAAUGGCAAACCUUUUGACAAGACAUCACAUGGGAGAUUUAAGAGCAAGAAGAGUCUCACAUGCUCGUGUUAAGCAGGAUUCCCCAGUUCCUCCACCUGGGCUGCUCCAGUUUUCCUCGGUCCAGACAGACUCUCUGAUACUGGAGUGGUCCUCACCGCCUGGAGCUGGGCCCUACAGAUACAUAGUCAACUGGACCAAAGGCAAACCGCAGAGUGCUGUAGUGGAGGGGUUGAGUCUGGAGGUGACGGGUCUGCAGCCAGGAGAAGAGUACUACUGCACUGUUGCUGCCCUCAGUCAAGAUGGUUGCCAGAGCAACUGUGUGGAGGGAUCCGUGCUGACAGUGACAACCUUCGAAGCUGCCAAGGCCUUGGUGAUAUAUUGGUGGACUUUCUUGAUGUCAUGGUUAACCUGGUGGAUAUGCGACACACCAAUAGGAGAAGGACUCCUUGCUGACCUGCUGUCUGCUCUGGGCCUCAGAGAUCUUCAUGGAGGGAAGCUCUCACUCAGCUCAGUCCUGGAGCUCAACAGGAGCACAGUGACUGAUGAACCAGCACAGAAUCUGGAACAGCUGGCAUGGAACUUCUUGAAGAGCCUCAUGAUGUCCAAUGUAAAUGCCCGAAAUAUGAAUUAUGCCGAUGAUCAUUCAGAACAUGCAAAGAAGUGUGAUUCUGCUGAACGUACUGGUAACUAUAUUGCCAUGAAUCCUUUAGAUUUGAUCACAGCUUUGUUCCAUUGUUCAGAUCCUUUCCUCCAGCAGGAAUUGGUCUCUAAAAUGGCCAUGUGCCAGUUUGCUGUUCCACUGCUGCUGCCAAACGGUGACAUAGAGCAGUGCACUCUGAUGCUGUGGGCCAUGAGAGACCUGGUUAAAAAGUACAGACCUCACUCUCAAACAGGAGACGGGGCAUUUGUAGAGGGCAUGGUUGUAGAAAUGGACAUCCCCAUGGUGUCUUUUGUUAGACUAGGAAAGAGCAGUUUUCCCAAAUCUCAGAUUCUAAACAAGUUGCUCAGUGAUCAGCACAACGACACAUUUGUCCACCGUGGCAUGGAGUGUGGCGAUGUGCCCAGGAGAAUCUCAGAUGGUCUGGUUGAAGUGAGCUGGUAUCUGCCCAGUGAGAACCCAAACAUUGACGUGUUCACCCAGCCAAUGGCCAUAGCCAAUCUGAGAGGAGACGGCCGGUCGUUUAAGACCCAGAUGUCCUUCCUGUGUCAGAGCUCAGCUGCUGUGUUCAUCUCCAGUGAUGACGUAGACGGAGACCCCAGCACUCUGGCCAACAGUAAGAACAAGGCAGAGCUGUUCCUGAUCACCAACUCUCAGAGCGAGAACUUCAACUUGGAGAAACUCAAGGACGUGUGCAGACAACUCAACAUCGACGACAAAAACAUGAUCAUCAAGAACAGCCAGAAUGAUGUCGAUUUUGUGAAGACUUUACGUGUCCAUGUGAGCGGCGUCAUUGAGAAUAACCCUCAUAAACUCAAAGUGGAAAGCAUGGUUGGUGUUGCUCAUGCUGUGGGCAUUCAAGUAGAUGAGGACAGUGCUGAGUGCAGGAAUGGCAAACUGCAUGCUGAAGGAAUCACUGAAGCUAUUGAGGAUGUCAUGGCGUUCAAGAAGAACCAGCUACCUUUGCAUGGGGACAUCUGGAGGGAAAUCAGCCAGUUGGAGAAAGAGAGAUGCAGAAUGAGAAACGCAGGGAACGACACAGAGCACUACCUGAGCCAGCUGAAGAUCAGAGAAAGGGCACUGAGAGAUCAGCAGCAUCAGCUCAGCGUAUCAGACGCUAUGGUCAAAUUUACUGCUGGAAUCUCACAAUCGGGAAAAGAAUAUCCGUUCUUCCUGAAGUGGCUGAAGAUGCAGCUGGACACCCAUUGCAGACGUGAGCUGUCCACACUGAGAGAGCAGCACCAAGAGUGCUGCAGAAACACGCCACAGGACGAAGAGAAGAUUGCACUCUUAAAUGGGAAAAUCUCCAACUGCUCUUUGGGUCUUGAGCACUUCUUCCGUGAGCUGGGGCAGCUUUAUGAGUGUGCUUGCUCCCUUCCAGAAAACAACCCAGCCAGGCAGAAGGUCCAGCACCUGCCUGCUCUGUGUGCUCAGAUGCUGCUGGACGGGUUCCCAGUUGAGCUGGUCGAUGGAGAUGCUUCAAACAUCCCAAUGAAGUGGAUAUCAGAGGUCCUGACUCAGCUCCAUCGGCUGGUGAACUCCAAGAGUAGGAUCCUGGUGUUGACUAUGCUGGGAGUGCAGGGCACUGGGAAGUCCACCCUCAUCAACACCAUGUUUGGAGUGCAGUUUGCCGUCAGCAGUGGAAGAUGCACCAGAGGAGCCUUCAUGCUGCUGAUUAAGGUUUCUGAGGAAUUCAGAUCUGAGCUCAAGUGUGACUUCAUCAUGGUCAUCGACACAGAGGGCUUAAAAUCACCUGAGCUGGCAGGACUAGACACAAACCAUGAACACGACAACGAGUUAGCAACACUGGUGGUAGGGCUCAGUGACAUCACCAUCAUCAACGUUGCCAUGGAGAACUUCACAGAGAUGAAGGACAUUCUGCAGAUUGUGGUCCAUGCCGCUCUUAAGAUGAAGGAGGUUGGGAAAAAGUCGAGAUGUGUGUUUGUGCAUCGGAACAUAUCAGACAUGUCUGCUUAUGACAGCAACAUGAGAGACAAGAAGAAGAUGGUGGAGCAGCUGGAUGAGAUGACCCGAGUAGUAGCCAAAAGGGAGAAGAGGGAAGCCAACACAAAGUUCUCUGAUAUAAUGGAAUAUGACCCUGAUGAAGACAGCUACUACAUCCCCGGACUCUGGCAUGGAACUCCCCCGAUGGCCCCAGUGAAUGCUGGCUACAGUGAAGCUGUGUGUGAACUCAAGAGGAGUUUGAUUAACUCUGUGACAAUGUCAGAUGACAUUGAGAGCAAUGAUGCAACAGAAUUCCUGAAGUGGACAGAAGGUUUGUGGAAUGCCGUGAAGUUUGAGAACUUUAUCUUUAAUUUCAGCAACAGUUUGAUGGUAGAUGCAUAUUCAGCUCUAUGCACUCAGUACAACACUUGGGAGUGGUCAUUUCAGCAUGAGAUGAACAACUGGCUUAAAAUUAAGGAAGCAGAGUUGUCCAAUGUUGGAGUAACCGAACAGAAUGUCCAGACGGAUCAUUUGCGUAACAUACUCAAAGAGAUGGUGAAUGAGGGAUUGAAUAAGUUGGAUGAAGAGGAAAAGAAGAUUCUUGCAAACCUUGAAAAAUACUUUGAGAAAAAGGAUCGUAAAGUCUGUUUGGUAAAGAAAUACAAAGCGGAUUUCUGGUCAAAUGCCGAAUCUCUCAGACAACAGACAGAAAGCGUCAUCACACAGUCCUUAGAGAAGGCUGUUGAAAUAAUGGAGGGAAUGGAGGCGCUGAAUAGAAUAAAGAAAACCCAGAUUGAAACAAUAGAGAGGAACAUCAAGAAGCUGCAUGCAAUCUGGCAAAAUCAAAAGGUAACUACAAAACGGGACACAGAAUUUGAGGAGACGUGGGAAGGAAUAACAUCAGAGCUCUCUACACUUAGCCUGCCAGACAGAAAUGCUUACCAGGAUGUGCUUGAUCAACUCAAGUCAAAUCUAAGUUCAAAGAGUGGACAACAUGUCGACGAAAUGCUCAACACAGUUGACCUGAGGUCUAGUGGAGAGGAGAAAUUCAUUGUUAAAUCUGAUUGGUUUUCUGACUGGGAAAGCUGGGCAAAGAGAGGAUUUGGUGCCAUUAGCGAAAUGGAUAACACACAGUUCAUUGCUAAAAUACAAGAUGUCUGUGAUGGUAUCAUCAACAACUCUGAAGAAUGGAUAUCAGAUAUCAUACUCACCAUGAAAAGACACAACACAGAUUACAAUAAGACAUACAUCGAUAGCAUCAUCAAUUCCAUUGAUAAGCAGUCAGAUAAAAUCCCUGAUGAAUGUGGAACUUAUCUGAAGCAUCAUGUCGGUGUCCGAACAGCAGAGUCCUUCCAUACAGCACACAAGGAAUUCAAUGACUUCAAUAACCCUCAGAAGCGUCUGAUGGAGGUCAAACUCACAUUCAAGGUGAAAUUCAAUGACUUAUUUAAUGAAGAAGAUCAUAGCCAGAAGAAAGCUACAGAAUUCAUAGAGACCUGUUUGAAGCUGGCAGUUCAGGACUACGUGUCUAGAGAGCUUGGGCUGAGAAUUGGGAAUGAAAUGAAGCUGGGAGAUGGAGGAACUGACUACAACACACAGACUAGCUUCCAGUUUGCCCUGUUAAAACACCUGCUUGAAAGCGACUCAUUUGAGAAGUACAGGGAUUAUACUUUAUCACAUGAAACAUUUGUGAAAGACUGGAUUAAGCAACAGAUCACAGCACAAGCAAACAUGACUAAACUGGAGAAACACCUACUCUCUGAUAUUGUAGAGACUAUCAGGAACACAGUCAACAACUGCUCAAAGUCUAAAGACUUAAGUGUGUUUAUACAACAAUUUUGUGAUACUCUGAAAGAUAAAUUGAUCUUCCAAAAAGAUGCUUUGCAGACCUUUAUGAUCCUCAACAAUGCAAAACCAGACCAGUUUGCCACCGACCUAAUAGGCCUCAUCAAAGUCAUGGAAGAGUCCCUAAUUCAGGAGUAUGACAACAAAACAGACAUCGAAUACUUCACUAACAGAAUUGAUCAGUUGCCCUCAAAGCCCCAUGAGCUGCUCUUCACUACCCUGUGCGGAUGUGGGCACCAUUGCCCCUUCUGCUACACGCCCUGUGAGGUCAAAGGUACAGCCCACGAAGGACACUUCUCCAGCCUGCAUCGGCCCACCGCAUUCGGAGAGUAUCGAGACAGGCAAACUCAAAUAUUGUCGACUGAUAUAUGUACAACUUUGGUGAAAAGUGGCGUGUCAUUUAAAAAUGCAAAAACAAAUGGUGUGUUUCAUCCCUAUAAAGAGUACCGGGACCUCUACCCUGAGUGGCAUAUACCAGCAGAUUCCGAUCUUGAGGCCUCAGACUAUUGGAAGUAUGUGCUGAUGAGAUUUAAUGAUGAAUUUGCAGAAGCUCAUGACGCAAAACCUGCAGUUAUUCCAAGUGACUGGAAACUACUUACACCAGAGGACGCACUGAAAAGCCUUAAAAAGGCAUUCAGCAUAAAGUAACCUGCAGUAUGGAGGAUUCUCAGUGGGAAUUUUAAAUUCAAACCAGAAUUGGGAAAAUGAUGCUCAGUAUGAUUGUGGUCUUGUAUUGGCACUGUCAUGGCAGUGUGAGAUUAUGUACUCACCAAACUGGGUGUACAUGGCGAAGGAACCGCUUUGCAAAAAUAACCACAGCAGAGUGUAGAUUAAACUACACAACUACAGUAAUGCCAUUAGUGAAUGUAAAUACGGUUUGUUAUUAUGUAGGGUUUAUUAUAGAGGAGUUUUCCCCCUGGAGAUUGUAAUAUGUUGAAAUCAUUAUCAUUAACUUUUUAAAAUAUUUUUAUUAUUAUUAUUAUUAUUAUUAGCUUUAAUAUACAUAAUUAUUGUGGGGCAUCAGUAAGGUUUGAUGAUAACUUCAUUAUUCUGUCUUUUACUCUUUAAAGCUACAUUGUGUUGUAUUUAGGAAGAUUGCUCAAAUUUCAGUUUCCAAGAAUUCCCAAUUAACUUACCUGGUAAUGUGAAUCAUUAUUUUGUUGGUAGCUUCAUAUCUACAUCCGUCUCUUAUGCAUUAUGUUAAUCCUUAUGCUGUUCAGGUGAUCCAACCACACCUAUAGCCUUCACUUCACCUGAUAUUAUACACAUUGUGCAGCUGACACAUCUUAUGCAUAUUAUCUAUGUGGUGCUUACUAUGGGAAAUGUUCUAUAUUCAUUGUGUUUGGUUUUUAUUGUGGGAUUGGCAUAUAUGGCUGUAGGAAUGCUGUUUUAUCUAAUCAUGAGGGUUUUUGUAUCUAAGUGAGGGAUUACUUAAAGGUACACUAUGCACUUUGUAAACUCAUCAUCUUACAAAGCUGAUUCAUCUACAGUGUUAUGGCUUAAUGAAGCAGUUAACAUGUGUGUGUUCACUGGCAUGUACUCAA
Sardina pilchardus (European sardine) is the source of this 6166-nucleotide messenger RNA. Its product is annotated as interferon-induced very large GTPase 1-like. The record is from RefSeq and is a predicted model, not a curated record. The transcript has 5 exons. Gene Ontology annotation, molecular function: protein binding; GTP binding. Lineage: Eukaryota; Metazoa; Chordata; Actinopteri; Clupeiformes; Clupeidae. The coding region runs from base 177 to 5270 and encodes 1697 amino acids.